Camellia sinensis is the source of this 801-nucleotide messenger RNA. NCBI's taxonomy places the organism in Eukaryota, Viridiplantae, Streptophyta, Magnoliopsida, Ericales, Theaceae. The record is from RefSeq and is a predicted model, not a curated record.
AUGGACAAUACAAGAGGUGAUGACACGGCGGGCUCCUCGGAUGCUCGAAUGAACAUAAUGGAACAAAUGCUUGCCACUUUAACUGAAGUGCUAAUGCAACAACAGAGGCGACAACCCUCGCCACCUCCGCCCCAACCAGCUCAAGUUGAAAUGGGCAACAACGACAUGAUUAACAUGACUCAAAAAUUCAUGAAGAUGAAACUGCCAACCUUCUUAGGCGGCAUUGAACCACUGAAGGAAGAAACUUGGCUACUAGAGAUGGAAAAAUUGUUUGAAGUGUUUCCCUGCUCUGAAGUGCAAAAGGUUUUGUUGGCCACCCACACUCUGAAAGAUGAAGCUCGAAGAUGGUGGUUACUAGUUCGGAAUGGUAAUGAGAAUAUGACAUGGACUCAAUUCAACUCAGUUUUCUACGACAAGUACUUUCCUCAGUGCUUCCGAAACCAGAAAGUUUCAAAAUUUCAGGAACUUAAACAAGACAGAAUGGCCGUAGCUGAAUAUGAAGCUAAGUUUACUGAACUGGCUCGUUUUGCUCCACACAUGGUCGACACGGAUUACAAGAAGGCACGAAAGUUCGAGGGAGGCCUGGAUUUAGAAGUAUUUGAUCGAGUAAGUGUCCUGAAACUGCCUACUUACGUGGAGGUACUUGACAGGGCAUUAAUGGCAGAAGCUACUAUAGCAGCAAAGAAACAAACUGUAAACCCACCAAUCGAAUGGAAGGGCAAGAGGACUGGGUACAAUUUUAGAUGGGGCCGAUCGUUUUCAAAGAGACAAAACACAAGAUCCUCCGGCAGUUCCAGCUAG